This is a messenger RNA of Erinaceus europaeus (western European hedgehog), 1420 nucleotides long. It is a transcript of the gene ANKS6, whose product is annotated as ankyrin repeat and sterile alpha motif domain containing 6. The coding region runs from base 68 to 1420 and encodes 450 amino acids. The record is from RefSeq and is a predicted model, not a curated record. Gene Ontology annotation, cellular component: cytoplasm. Gene Ontology annotation, biological process: innate immune response. The transcript has 6 exons. Gene Ontology annotation, molecular function: protein binding. NCBI's taxonomy places the organism in Eukaryota, Metazoa, Chordata, Mammalia, Eulipotyphla, Erinaceidae.
GCGGAGCCGGCCGGGCGGGGUGGCCGGGCUGGGCGCUGGGGCUCCGGCCGCGGGGCGGCGGGCCGCGAUGGGCGAGGGCGGGCUGCCCCCGGCCUUCCAGCUGCUGCUGCGCGCCUGCGACCAGGGCGACGCGGAGACGGCGCGCCGGCUGCUGGAACCCGGGGCGGGGGAGCCCGCGGAGCGCGGCGCGGAGCCCGAGGGGGGCGCGGAGGCGGCCGGGUCGCCGGUGCCGGUGGACUGCUCGGACGAGGCGGGCGACACGGCGCUGCAGUUCGCCGCGGCCGGGGGCCACGAGCCGCUGGUGCGCUUCCUGCUGCGCCGCGGCGCCUCGGUCAACAGCCGCAACCACUACGGCUGGAGCGCGCUCAUGCAGGCGGCCAGGUUUGGGCACGUGAGCGUGGCUCACCUCCUUUUGGAUCAUGGGGCCGACGUCAACGCCCAGAACCGACUGGGGGCUAGUGUGCUCGCCGUGGCCUCCCGGGGUGGCCACCUGGGUGUGGUGAAGCUACUGCUGGAAGCCGGCGCCUCUGUGGACCACCACCACCACCACCACCCCUCAGGCGAGCCGCCGGGAGCAGGGGACAGCAGGGAUGAGCUGCUGGACAUCACGGCCCUGAUGGCCGCUGUGCAGCACGGGCACGAGGCCGUGGUGCGUCUGCUAAUGGAAUGGGGAGCAGACCCUAACCGCGCGGCCCGGACGGUGGGCUGGAGCCCGCUCAUGCUGGCCGCACUCACUGGGAGGCUUGGUGUGGCCCAACAGCUGGUGGAGAGAGGGGGUAACCCAGACCACCUCAGUGUCCUGGAGAAGACCGCCUUCGAGGUCGCAAUUGACCGCAAGCACAGGGACCUCGCAGACUACCUGGACCCACUGACCACGGUCAGACCCAAGACGGAUGAGGAGAAAAGGAGACCUGAUAUUUUCCACGCGUUGAAAAUGGGCAAUUUCCAGCUGGUCAAAGAGAUUGCCGAUGAAGACCCCAACCAUGUGAACCUGGUCAACGGCGACGGGGCAACCCCACUGAUGUUGGCCGCAGUCACGGGGCAGCUGCCGCUGGUGCAGCUGCUGGUGGAGAGGCACGCGGAUGUUGACAGGCAGGACAGCAUCCAUGGCUGGACGGCCCUCAUGCAGGCCACCUACCACGGGAACAAAGAAAUCGUCAAAUAUCUGCUGAACCAAGGGGCGGAUGUCACUCUCCGUGCAAAGAACGGCUACACGGCCUUUGACCUGGUGAUGCUGCUGAGUGAUCCCGACACGGAACUGGUCCGACUGCUGGCAUCUGUCUGCAUGCAGGUGAAUAAAGACAAAGGCCGGCCCAGCCACCCACCACCUCUGCCCCACUCAAAGGUCCGACAGCCCUGGACUGUCCCAGUGCUGCCCGAUGACAAAGGCGGCCUCAAGGUUUGCCGUUUUCUCUCUUAA